This is a messenger RNA of Paramuricea clavata, 342 nucleotides long. Lineage: Eukaryota; Metazoa; Cnidaria; Anthozoa; Malacalcyonacea; Plexauridae. The record is from the annotation of a GenBank genome assembly.
AUGACAGGAGAGUCAAGACUGGCUUAUCAUGCUGUACCAUGUAUUGUUAAAGUUGGAAAUGACGAGGAGCCACCGGACUGUUUAAAAUGGGACGAACAUGCUAACGGUGACAAUAUGCCUCUGCUUAAACAAACAAAAGAAAAAUGCGAGAAAGAAACUGACUGCUGUUCAGUAUGUAGAAUGUUUUACAACUCGAACAUUAUUGCGGAGAGAUUAGGUAACUUUUCAGCGAAUGCCGAAGAGUGGAGACCAUUUUCAUCAUAUCUUGCGACAACCAGGAUAAACAUUAAUGUACGGCAGGUCCACGCCCAGCAUGAAGAUGUUAAAUUACAUUUGACUUAA